UACUGAGAACAAUAAUUAAAAAUAGUUAACAAAAAAAAGUAUUUAAAUUUAUUUUUAUUAAUAAAUACUAAAAAAUAAAAUGAUCAUUUCAAAGGCCAUUAACGAUUACAGAAUUCGAAAAAUCGAAAACAUUGGCAAAAUGACACAAAUGACACAAGACGAAAUCGUCAGCAACACGAAAACAGUCCUUCAAGGUUUGGAGGCCCUGCGUGUUGAACAUGUCUCACUUAUUGCUGGCAUGGGCGAAGCCCAUCGUGAUAAUGAAAAAUCUGAUAUUGUUCAAAAGAAUAUCGAGCACAUUGAAUUGGGUGUUAGUGAGGCUCAAGUUAUGAUGGCUCUAGCAUCACAUCUUCAAAAUAUCGAAGCUGAAAAACAAAAACUCAAAACUCAAGUGCGUCGUUUGCAUCAGGAGAAUGCUUGGCUAAGAGAUGAAUUAGCCAAUACUCAACAAAAGUUUCAAGCUUCUGAGCAAUUGGUUGCUCAGCUGGAAGAAGAGAAAAAGCAUUUGGAAUUUAUGGCUUCGGUUAAGAAAUAUGAUGAUAAUCAAGAACCAGAGGAAUGUAAUGAGAAAUCACGUACUGAUCCUGUAGUUGAAUUAUUCCCAGAUGAAGAGCAUGAAGAACGAAAUAAUAUGUCACCAACUCCACCUAGCCAGUUUGCAAAUCAAACUUCGGGCUAUGAAAUUCCAGCUAGACUACGCACAUUGCACAAUUUAGUAAUCCAAUAUGCUUCACAAGGAAGGUACGAAGUAGCAGUGCCUUUAUGUAAGCAAGCAUUGGAAGAUUUGGAAAAAACCAGUGGACAUGAUCAUCCAGAUGUUGCUACAAUGUUGAAUAUUUUGGCCUUGGUCUAUCGUGAUCAGAACAAAUACAAGGAAGCUGCAAAUCUUCUUAACGAUGCUCUAUCAAUUCGAGGCAAAACACUUGGUGAAAAUCAUCCUGCUGUUGCUGCAACAUUAAAUAAUUUGGCAGUAUUGUAUGGCAAACGUGGCAAAUACAAGGAUGCUGAACCCUUGUGUAAACGUGCAUUAGAAAUUCGUGAAAAGGUUCUUGGCAAGGAUCAUCCAGAUGUGGCUAAGCAAUUAAACAAUUUAGCCCUUUUGUGCCAAAAUCAAGGCAAAUACGACGAAGUCGAAAAAUACUAUCAACGAGCUUUGGAAAUUUAUGAAACUAAAUUAGGCCCAGACGAUCCAAAUGUAGCAAAAACCAAAAAUAAUUUAGCCAGUUGUUAUUUGAAACAGGGCAAAUAUUCUGAGGCUGAAAUUUUAUACAAACAAGUGCUAACAAGAGCCCAUGAAAGAGAAUUUGGAGCUAUUGAUAGCAAAAAUAAACCAAUUUGGCAGGUUGCUGAAGAACGAGAAGAACACAAGUACGACAAUCGUGAGAAUACACCAUAUGGCGAGUAUGGUGGUUGGCAUAAGGCUGCCAAAGUCGACUCACCGACUGUAACAACAACUCUGAAAAAUCUAGGUGCUCUUUAUCGGCGACAAGGAAUGUUUGAAGCUGCCGAAACCCUUGAAGAUUGUGCAUUGCGAAGCAAGAAAGAGGCCCUUGAUUUGGCUAAACAAACAAAAGUCGCUCAAUUACUGAAUAGUGGAGAUAAGAGGCGAUCUCGACAUUUGAAGGAUGAUACUGAGCCAACUGAAAAAGAAGAAAAACGUUUUUCGAAGCCUUAAAAUACUUUUCUUAACAUCCUUCAAGCUGUUGUUGGUGGACGUUUCCAAAAAUCAUAAACAAAACAAAACAAAAAAAGUUAUAAAAUAAAAACAAAUUGAACAAAAAUUGUUGCAAUAUGGCGAUGGUCCUGCAAAAUAAUUCUUAUUUUAAUUUCACAGAAAUAAAAUUAAAAACAAAAAGAAUUAAAAUAAAAGUAAAAAAAUAUUAUAUGUUUAAUUUAAAAAUUUAAUUAUUUGUUCAACUCAAUUUUAUUGUUUCUUUUUUUAACAUAAUGUCUUUAUACUGUGUUUGAGCAAAAAAAUAUUAUUAUUUAAAUAAAUUACAUUUAUACAUACAUACCUAAAAAAAAAAACC
Messenger RNA from Episyrphus balteatus (marmalade hoverfly), 2030 nucleotides. RefSeq names its product kinesin light chain (gene Klc). Lineage: Eukaryota; Metazoa; Arthropoda; Insecta; Diptera; Syrphidae. Gene Ontology annotation, biological process: microtubule-based movement. Bases 80 to 1675 code for a protein of 531 amino acids. The record is from RefSeq and is a predicted model, not a curated record. The transcript has 6 exons. Gene Ontology annotation, molecular function: kinesin binding. Gene Ontology annotation, cellular component: membrane-bounded organelle; cytoplasm; kinesin complex.